AUGGACACCGCCAAGGCUCCGGUGAGCAGCCAAAACCCCUCCAGGGAAGGACGUGCACCCCUUUCGAGGCGAAGCGCAUCCGCUACAGCAGGUGUCGGAAUCAAGGUUGAGUCUCCGGAGCUUAGGGGUGUCCAUGACAUGCCAAAGGUACUGUCCCAGAAAAAUGAUAUUGAUACUAUAACUACACCUGGGCAACGGACAGGUCAGAAGAUCGUGAUGAAAAAUGCGCCUGGGUUUGCCGGUGCCGUAACCUCCACGCAGAGUGGCAAUGAAAUGCACGACAGAAAGACAAUAUCAGAACCCAACUUAUUAAACCAAGACGACGACCCACAGCACUUGUCACGGGACCUUGUGGAACAGCUUGUGCCCUUAAAAUCAGACGUCAUCGAACCGAUGGACAUUGACAUAGAAUCGGUGGAGACAUUUCGAAUCUCUUUCAACAAUCCAGCGCCGUCAAAUCCUUCUGUGAGCAACAUAAGCGUUGCAGAGAGGACACAAAGCGUCUCACCUCCACCCCCUGGAGUCGGACAACAGUCAAAUAAGAUAAAUCAAUCGCUCAGAGAAAUUCGGCGUAAGCUCACCCUCGAGACUGUCACAAAGACAGUUAUUGAACGCAAGGAGAGCGAGAAAGUGGUUUCUAAUAGGAACACUGGGCUGGAAGAAAAGGACGCUCAUGUCGCGUCCACCAGCAAGGUUGAGGAGCACAGCAAGCGCAAUGAAGAGGUGAUCGAGUCCUACGGAUCGAAAACAGAUGCGCAAGCACCUGCGUCACAUGUUACACAAGCUGCAGCAGCAGUCGCAUCUACAUUGUUUGCCUCCGAAUCGGUGGAUAACCAAAGCUUCAGCACCGCUACGGACAUGAAAGAAACCGCUGAAAAAGCUGCUGAAAAAGCUCCUGAAGAAUUGGACCACGCUUCUUCGAAACCGAUUUUACGAAUCCCAAGCACUGAGGCUGUAUCGCCGCCGACCGAAAAGAAACUUGGGUUCCAGGGGAUUGAAGAUAAACCCGAGCAGAAGAAGGAAUCUACUCCAGGAGACGACGAUGAUGACAUCGAUGAUGCGCCUCCUCCACGUCUUAACUUCAGGCGCAAGGACUCUAUCGCGGUCACAAAAUUGCGUAUGAUGAAGGCCGCGGAAGAGGGGCCGGAAAACGAAGAUGAGGAUGAGGAGGAAGAAGAGGCUGAUGAUGAUAAGAAGCACCCAAUCUUCAAGCCUCCGACCGUGAUCGAUAUCAAUGAAGACUCGCCGGCCGAUGAAAAAUCUCCGACUUCCACAAAGACGCCGGAGCCUGCAAAGCCCGAUGCAGGCGCAAAACCUCCGGAUUCCACAAAGGCGCCGGAGCCUGCAAAGCCCGACGCAGCUGCAAAGUAA
Molecule: messenger RNA, 1371 nt
Organism: Ornithodoros turicata
Lineage: Eukaryota; Metazoa; Arthropoda; Arachnida; Ixodida; Argasidae
Exons: 1
Coding region: 1-1371 (456 amino acids)
Source: RefSeq, a predicted model, not a curated record